AUGGGCUCCUCUGGGACGGGUACAAGUGGAAUGAGACUUCCGGCAGCUAGUGAAAAACAGAUUCUUGAUCGAUAUAUACAAAUGCAAAGGCAACAACAAGCUCACUUGGCCCAACAGCUACAACGAAACAUGAGCAAUGCUCAACCAAGGCAAUCGAGCUCAACCAACUCUGGCACUUCAACAAGCGAUCGACAAGCGCACGUCACCCAAUUGGCCAAUCAACUCCGAAUGCAGGCACAGCAGAGCUACUUGCAACAACAAAUGAUGGGCACGAAUGGACAGAUGCAGCCCCAAUCACCUGUUCUUCGACAUCAACCGCCCGGUCUAACCCCGGCUGCAUUGGCUCAAAUGCAUCGCCGUCAACGGGAACAAGCCGCUUUUGCUGCUCAACGACACCAAGCACAAGUCGCUCACUCUCAACCCUCUUCUUCUCAUCAACUCCUUCAACAUUUACCCGAGCACUUGAGGCCUGAGAAAAUGGAAACAGCUAGACAAGCGGCGCUCAAUAUGCAGAGACAAUUCUCUGGAAGAUCUGAUGCCAUUUCCCAGGCUUGUCAAGAGCUAAUCGAACUCCGUGAUUCUCUUCAAAAUCAGCUAGCCGCUAUGAAAAUUUUAAUGAUUUCUGAGAUCAGUCGAUUAUUUGAUUGUUUGAGUGCAGCAGUUGUGAGUGAAACGGAAGAACAAUUAGCCCCGAGUAAAAAGUUAUUGAAGGAAUUGAAAGAGAAAGCUGAUAAAGCCACAAAGGUGGGCAGCUGUGCAAGUCAAAUCCUUGGCCAUUAUGGGAAAGUACCGAACAAUCAAUUGGAGGGUUUCAUCACGCAAACGAUGAGUCACAUGGCUGAACUCGAGCAAGCUGAGCCACUUAUGAAAGCAGCCUUGAAAGAUGUAAUUCGAUUGGGAAAAUUUGAUGCUCAAAUCGAUCUUUCAGCUUUUGAUCCACUUUUUGAACAAAUAAAAGCAACUGAUUUUGGGUUUUUUUCGGUGAAAAAUGAUGACAAAGUGGAGACGAAGAAAUUCGAAAAAAUUUGCAUACCCGAAUGUGUCCCAAGGCUAAAGCUUUGGGAUCAAUUGUCGACGAAAAAGUUGACUUUACGGAAUCAGAAUCUUCAUGUGAAACGACCAUAUAAUGAUGCGCAACGGGGAUUGUUGAGGAUGAUGUUUGCGUGUUUUAUGAGAUGGUUUGAUACACCGCAUCUACCUGGCACUUCUGGAGUCGACGAGACACCAACAAUCUUUUGGCAAAAUCCACAAGAAGCUCCAAGAGAAGCACCGCCCAAACAAAUCGAUUUGACCGGUGAGGGACUUGGAUCAAUCCAAAGAGGGCUCUCGACAACCACAACAACUGAACAACUUCUCUCCCACAAUCACGAUCAACCCAAUACAAUCGACAGCACCCGUCCAUCAACCUCUCGAUACAGUGAAGAGCAAGAGUUGAACAGUCAAGAUAUAAUCUUGAAAGAAUUGAGAGAAGCUGGUGAAAGAAUAUUGGCACAAGGAACGGAUAAAGAACAAGAACAAGAGACAUUUUCUCCAUUAAAUAAUCAACCGAUUGACUUCUCGGGUAUUCAAGUACGAACUGAGCCUUUAGACGAAGAGGAUUUUGACGAGGAUCACUGUGAAAUGCCGAUAAAUGGACAAAAUCAUCUAGAGAAUGGCUCUCAUUCCCCAUUUCCUCCCGAAGAAGCCGAAGAUAGGCCACCUUCCGCCUCAACAACCCCAAAACACACAGAGAAUGGGAUCCGUCUGGAGGUGGCGAGAGAGUUGAGUGCCACGAGGAAAUGCCCAUCACCGGCAAGUCUUCUCCCGGCACGACCAUCAAUGGUUGGACAACCACCCGGCACAAAGAUCCCGCAGUCACCCCAUCGAAACUCACCCCAACCUCCUCUCAGCAACUCGCCAACACCUCCAACAAGACCUCCUCAAACCUUUAACCGCCCACCACCACCCCGCCAUCGUCGUGCCGAUCAAUCACCCGGUUCUCUCCCCUCAAACCCUUCCGGGUCACAAUCGCCCGCUAUGAGCGAUGGCUCAGCUAAUGCUUGGAGUGUGAUUGCCAAAGCAAGCAAGGAGAUAAAAAAAGUCAAAGAAGGAAAAGAAGGCAAAGAUGGGAAAGAUGGGAAAGAUAAGAAAGCGAAAAAAAGAAAAGUAGAAGAAACGAUCGGGAGAAGAAAAGAGAGUGCACAGCAUGAAGAUUGGGAUUUGCCGACAGAGUGGGAACUGGACGAGGAUGGACAUCACAAUAUGUGCUACACUUGUUUUAAUCGAAAAGAACAUGAUGAGUAUCCGGGAAUGUGCGACACUUGUCCUCGAAUCUAUCACGCUGAGUGUCACAUCCCGAGAAUCAAAUGCACGAUGGCUGAGCUACCUGAUGAUUGGAAAUGCUCGUGGUGUCUUCCAUCAACUCCAUCAACUUCUGUCAAUCAAAACUUUCAAGGCGAUGAUCGAUUGAAUUGUUACAAAGUAUUGUUGGCAUGUUUCGAGAAGCCUUACUACGCGAGUCUUUUCAUCGAUCCUGUUGAUUUGAGUAUUGAGAAAGAAUAUAAAAAGCUUGUCGAAAAACCGAUGGACUUCAACACAAUCGUCUCAUUGUUAGAAGAAAACCCGAGAGCUUCAUUGGAGUCGGAAAGACUGGGAAAUGUUCUUGAUUUCAUUAAUCAUAUGAACAUCAUCUUUAUGAAUUGCUCGAUAUACAAUGAGUCUGGAACAGUGGCCAUGGAUGCAUGUAAAGCGGUCUACCACGAUUUCAUGGCUGCUGUAAAGAAAUUUUUGCCCGUUUACAAACACAAAGUCUUCUUCUUCAUUCACUACUAUAAAGCAACGAAGAAACACUCAAUCCGAUGGCGACCAUUGGAGGGUCAAUUGGGUGAACCGUUCUAUGAUGAGAUGGAUCACGCACCACAUGUUAUUACUGGUGGAACAAGUCCAAUCCGAAUGAAAAUCAAGUUGGCUCUGCCCCGUCCAAUCUCUGAAUCAGAAGAUGAAAUCCACGAACCAUCCAGUAAAAAGUUAAAGAAAAAAGAAAAACCAGUAUCUCAA
Mesorhabditis belari is the source of this 3036-nucleotide messenger RNA. Lineage: Eukaryota; Metazoa; Nematoda; Chromadorea; Rhabditida; Rhabditidae. The record is from the annotation of a GenBank genome assembly.